This is a messenger RNA of Hypanus sabinus (Atlantic stingray), 4202 nucleotides long. RefSeq names its product extracellular matrix protein 2, female organ and adipocyte specific (gene ecm2). The record is from RefSeq and is a predicted model, not a curated record. Gene Ontology annotation, molecular function: protein binding; heparin binding; collagen V binding. The transcript is spliced from 11 exons. Gene Ontology annotation, cellular component: extracellular matrix. Gene Ontology annotation, biological process: extracellular matrix organization; positive regulation of cell-substrate adhesion. Lineage: Eukaryota; Metazoa; Chordata; Chondrichthyes; Myliobatiformes; Dasyatidae. The coding region runs from base 86 to 2677 and encodes 863 amino acids.
GCAGAUUCUUAAAAAACAUCGCAAUUAGGUGUAAAAACUAUGCGUGUGUCUAGUGGGAGGGGGAGCUGGUGAUUACUCAAAAAAAAUGAAAGUAAACACUUUUAUUUUGUUCUGGCUUCUUAACUUUGGUGUUACCUUUGGAAUAAGAAAGCAUAAGACAUCAAAGAGGCUUUUGAGAAGGAGGUUUCACCAUCAAGGAUGGCAACAAGUUGGCUAUGUAAAUCGCAACUCAGUUGGACUAUUCAAACCAAGACAUUCACAUGUUGUAGCCAAGAUUCCAAACAUUAAUGCUGAUGAAAGUACUUUGCCCUUCUUCGACUCAUAUAUAAAUGUUGGUGAAAUGGAACCUAGCUACCAUGUACUACCAGGCAGACAAGGAUACUGCAAAGCCAACGGGAUGAUCAUGUAUCACAAUGCAGUCUGGUCUCCAAAACCUUGUCUAAUCUGCCUGUGUUCAAGUGGAAAAAUAGUUUGUGAUGAAAUGACCUGCCCUAUUUUAAAAUGUGCAAGGACUAUGAUACCAACAGGAGAAUGCUGUCCAAUUUGUACUUCAAAUGAGCCAAAUGAUCCAAGUGAAACAUAUCCUGCAAUCUUGAAUAAUCAGGAUUUCAACAUAGGGCAAGAGCUACUACGGACAGAAGAGAAAGAAUUAGAAGAGGAAUUAUAUAGAAAAAAUGAAAUACAUAAAGAAAAUGAGAAAAAACAACAAGAUGACAAAAUGCAAAGUGAACUGGACGAAGCCAAUCACAAUGAAGAAUUGGAAGAUGAUGAAAUACAAAAAGCAAUUAAUAUGGAACAGAUCCACUUACAGGAAGAAAAGCAGGAAAAUAAAAAAAAGGAACAAUUUGAAAAAGAAAUAAAAAAUAAUUCAAGUACUAUGGGAGAGGAAAACCAGGGCUAUGAUAAUUAUGCAAACAAUUCUGGAGAUGAUCAAGAGGUGGAACAAGAGGGACAGCAAAAGGUGGAGGAGGAACAAGGAGAGGGACAAAAGGAAGAGCGAGAGGUGGAGGAAAAGCAAGUGAAGGAAAAAGAUGAAUUGGAGGAGGUGAAGGAGCAGCAGAAGGGUCAAGUGGAGGAAGAGCAGGAGAUGGAAGAAAAAAUAGUGGUAGUAGAAUACAAGAUGGGGAAAAAAAGGCAAGGGGAGGAGAGAGAACAGGAGAAACAAAACAUGGAACAACAGAAAGCACAAGAGGAAACCAAGGAGGAGCAAGAAAGGGAAUGGCAAGAAGAAAAGCUGGUAAAUGGAGAGAGGGCAGCAGAAGAGGAAGAGAUGGAUGGUGAGGGGGAGGCAGAGAAGGAAGGAGUGGAUGGAUAUGGGGAGGUGGAGAAGGAAUUGGUGAUUGGAGAGGGUGAGGUAGUGGAUGAAGAGGAGGAGGAGCAUGAGGAGGAGGAUUAUCAAGACAUUUUUGAUUUGUCAUCAUUUUCUACCUUAUUACAACUGAUUCCACAUCAGUCCAAUGAGGAUAGCCCAACAUUUUUUCUCCCAGUUGGCUGUGAUGCAAUUGACUUUACUAUAAACUGCAAUAAUGCAAAGCUGACUCAAAUACCUCCAUUACAUGAUCUGGAGAUCAAACACUUUCAGCUUGCAGGAAACUCAAUCACUGCUAUUCCAGCAGAAGCAUUUAAUGGGGUUCCUAAUCUGGAAUUAAUUGACCUCAGCAGAAACAGGAUUGCUUCAUCAAAUAUCCACCAAGCUGCAUUCAAAAAAUUAAAAAAACUGGAACGCCUAUACUUGGAUGGAAAUUUGUUAUCCCAGGUUCCUCCUCGACUCCCUCGAACACUAGUGGAGCUAAAAGUAAAUGAAAACCUUCUUCAACAACUGGAUGAACAAACAUUCCAUGGUUUGAGUAAAAUAGUCAAUUUGGAGCUGGAAGGAAAUAAACUCAGUGAAAGUAAUGUUCAACCCCUCGUCUUUAGACCACUUAAGCGACUCGCUUACUUGCGACUGGGAAAAAAUAAAUUCAGAACCCUACCGCAAGGUCUCCCUCCUUCCAUUGAGGAACUCUACCUUGAAGAUAAUGAAAUUGAGGAGAUAUCUGAAAUGAGUUUGAAUAGGACAACCAAUUUGAAUGUAAUUGUUCUGAGAAAUAACAAACUUGAUGAAGCCAGAAUUGCACCAAUGGCUUGGAUAAAGCUUGAAAAUCUAGAAUCCCUGGACCUCUCAUACAACAAGAUCGUUCAUGUUCCAUCAUUGCUACCCAAAGGUUUACUGUAUCUUAUAUUGGUUCAUAAUCAGAUUGAGCGAAUACCAGGCUUUGUGUUUGCCCACAUGGAACCGGGGCUGGAAAUCCUGUACCUCUCUUUCAACAAAAUCACCAAUGGUGGAAUUGACCCAGUUUCUUUCUUUGGAACUUAUGAUACAAUGAGGGAACUGUUUUUGGAUCACAAUAUGUUGAAAAGAGUUCCUGCUGGAAUUGCUGAAAUGAAAGCACUUCACUUUUUGAGACUGAAUGACAACUUAAUCAGGAAUGUCCAACUGGAUUCCAUCUGCAGUGCAAAUGAUGAAGAUGACUCAAAUAUUCGAACUCUUCACCUAGAAAACAACUACAUAAAUACACGGAGAAUUCCUCCAACUGCCUUCAGCUGCAUUGAAUUGCAUUCGACUGUGGUCUUAACACCUCAAAAGGACGUGGGAGGAAACCAGAGUACCCAGAGGAAAUGUGCACAGUCACAGUGAAAAUUCCAGACAGCAGCUGAAGACUGGAUUGAAACAGGAUCCCAGAUGCUUAGAAGCAGCAGUUCUAUUUGUUGUAUCACUGUGCCACCCCACUAAGCACUUGCAAGGAAAAUAGGGCAGGUAUUGAAUAGAUGCCGGCAAUGGAAGAGGGCUCGGUAGGAUAACACUAAAUUAACAACAUAAAUAGCAUGCAUAUUAUAAAUGCUGCUUUGGUACCAUGGCCAAGACGGAAUCGUAUUUCAGACAUUCAAGAACCACAGUGCUAAUGGGCACAGACACAUGAGGAUAAAGCAUAUUCAAGAACUGGAGAGAAAAGCAAGCUUGUAGAGUGGUUUGCAAAAAUGUUGGGCUCAGUGAUUUAAUUGUAGAUUCAGAGGAAGGAAUCAUGACACAACACAAACAGAAGUCAGAUGUAUCCAAGACACUGCUUGUAGGAACCAGAUCUUGUAAUGGAAUUUGCCAAGGACAUCUUAACAACAUUCAAUUAUUUUAUGUAACAUCCAAAACCUUGGAAAGAUAGUAAAAUAAGCAAUUGGAAUACUACCUACACUGCAAAAUCAGUUCAUUUCAAAUGAGAGAACAUAUCCUAAUUGGGGUGUACAUCAGUAUAAAAUUGUCUCUUGUUAAAGGGAAAUCUGAUGGACAGGCUCUCAACAGCCACAACCUUUAACGUGCAUUAGGGAAAUAUGAAAGGAAAGUGACAUUAAAUUUAUCUUCAUGUUUAGAGAAAUUUCUUGAUAUUGACAAGUGAGACUUGCAAUAUGGUUUCUGGUAAAGAGAAGUGCAUUUUAAAAAAAGAAAUAAUCCAUAACUUUGAGGACAGGACAGGGAUUCCCAAUUGGGGUCCACAGAUACCUUAGAUAAUGGUUGGGGUUCAUGGCAUAAAAAAGAUUGUUUUACUUUCCCAAACCCAAAUAAUAUUCUAAAAUACAGAGAGCAAUGCCAUGCAAUUCUGGGAACUGUAUGGAAAAUGCAUCUUGAGCUCCCAUUAUGGUGGCUCUUAAUAAGUCUGCACAGAUUUGAAUUAAGAGAGGUCUCUAUUCAGAAAAGAAGUUGAAAUUACUUACAAGUACGUUCUCUUAUGUUUAAGAAGCACAUGGCAAUGUUAUCUUUUUAAUAUCAGAUAAAGAACGCUAUAAUAAUACAAACACAAUAAAUAUAAACACAUAAGAUAGCUUAUAUAUAUAUAUAGAUUGAUUGUAUGUCCAUAAAGUGAUGCUAGCCACAUGAGAGACUGUACAUAAGGUGACAGGCAGGAACUGAUAAAGUAGACAUGCUAAGUCGUUCCUUUAAGUUUUAAUAAAAUUCAACUCUGUUGAAUUUUAAAGAAUCAUUACAUAAUAAAGCAUAUUUUACACAUAUAUAGUCAGUCACACAAGUUAUUUUAUAUCAUGAAAAUAUUAAGUGAAUGUUGUGUAUAAUUCUUUGCAAUAAAUUCCUUCGAAAUGAAAAUUGCACUUUUCAAUACGUAACUACAAUGAUUAGUUUGCUUUCAACAGCUGAAAAAAAAUUGAAAUAAAAACAC